AUGUCUGUGCACGACGUGGACCGUGAGAAGAGGAAGCAGAUCUCGGUGAGAGGCAUCGUCGACGUUGAAAACGUCGGAAAUUUUAAAAAAACAUUCAACAGACAUCUUCACUACACUCUGGUUAAAGACCGGAAUGUUGCGACCUCAAGGGAUUAUUUUUUUGCUCUGGCGCACAGCGUUAAGGACAAUCUUGUCUCUAGGUGGAUUCGUACACAGCAAUAUUAUUAUGAAACAGAUCCAAAGCGGGUUUAUUACUUAUCGCUGGAGUAUUACAUGGGCCGAACUCUGCAAAACACCAUGAUUAAUUUAGGGAUCCAAGGAGCUUGUGAUGAAGCAAUGUAUCAAAUGGGUCUGGACAUUGAAGAGCUAGAAGAGCUGGAAGAAGACGCGGGUCUAGGAAAUGGCGGUCUGGGUCGUUUGGCAGCUUGUUUCCUGGACAGCAUGGCGACCCUAGGUCUAGCAGCUUACGGGUACGGACUCCGCUACGAGUACGGAAUAUUCGCCCAGAAAAUUCGCAACGGCGAGCAAGUAGAGGAACCUGACGACUGGUUGCGUUACGGAAAUCCUUGGGAGAAAGCUCGCCCGGAGUUCAUGCUACCAGUAAAUUUCUACGGCCACGUAAUCGACACCCCGGAGGGUGCCAAAUGGGUCAACACCCAGGUAGUCUUCGCCAUGCCCUACGACAACCCGAUCCCCGGGUACAAGAACAACGUCGUCAACACCCUGCGACUUUGGUCGGCUAAAUCGCCUAUUGAGUUCGACCUGAAGUUCUUCAACGACGGAGACUACAUCCAAGCUGUCUUUGACCGGAACUUGGCCGAGAAUAUCACCCGAGUCCUGUACCCCAACGACAACUUCUUCGAGGGAAAAGAACUGAGAUUGAAGCAGGAGUACUUCAUGGUCGCAGCAACUCUCCAGGAUAUAGUUCGAAGGUACAAGUCCAGUAAAUUUGGAUCUCGUGAUCAUCACCGGACCGAUUUCGAACACUUCCCUGACAAAGUCGCUAUUCAACUGAACGAUACGCAUCCUUCAUUGGCAAUUCCAGAGUUGAUGAGGAUUCUCGUUGAUGUUGAACGUCUUCCCUGGGACAAGGCUUGGGACAUUACCAAGCGCACUUGCGCGUACACCAAUCACACUGUUUUGCCAGAAGCGCUGGAAAGAUGGCCGGUUUCUUUACUUGAAAGUAUUCUGCCAAGACAUCUGCAGAUUAUUUACCACAUUAACUUCCUUCAUUUGCAAGAAGUGGGUGCCAAGUACCCCGGCGACCUGGACAGACUAAGAAGAAUGUCCUUGGUUGAAGAAGACGGAGAGAAAAGGAUAAACAUGGCGCAUCUUUCAAUUGUUGGCAGCCAUGCCAUCAACGGUGUCGCAAGAAUCCACUCAGAUAUAUUGAAGAGCGACCUCUUCCGCGAUUUCUAUGAAAUGCAUCCCGAGAAGUUCCAGAACAAGACCAAUGGAAUCACUCCCAGAAGAUGGUUGCUGCUGUGCAAUCCCAAUCUCUCAGAUUUGAUUGAGGAUAAAAUUGGCAGCGAUUGGACGGUACACUUGGACCAGUUGGCUCAGCUGAAGAAAUGGGCCAAGGAUGCCAACUUUCAGAGGAAUGUUAUGAAGGUUAAGCAGGAGAACAAGCUCAGACUUGCUGAAAUGUUGGAGAAAGAGUACGGGGUUAAAGUCAACCCUGCUUCGAUUUUUGAUAUCCAGGUCAAGCGGAUUCAUGAGUAUAAGAGACAGCUUCUUAAUUGUCUGCAUAUUAUUACGAUGUAUAAUCGUAUUAAGAAGAAUCCCUCGGCGCCGUUUGUUCCAAGAACGGUUAUGAUCGGUGGAAAAGCUGCUCCUGGGUAUAUGUUAGCGAAGAAAAUUAUUAAACUCAUUUGCAGCGUUGCUCAGGUCGUUAAUAAUGAUCCGAUUGUUGGGGAUAAGUUGAAGGUUAUCUUCUUGGAGAAUUAUAGAGUUACUUUGGCGGAGAAAAUUAUUCCAGCUGCUGAUUUGAGCGAACAGAUUUCUACGGCCGGUACUGAGGCUUCUGGAACUGGUAACAUGAAAUUUAUGUUAAACGGCGCAUUAACAAUAGGAACCCUAGACGGCGCUAACGUAGAAAUGGCUGAAGAAAUGGGCAACGAAAAUAUCUUCAUUUUCGGAAUGACUGUCGACGAGGUUGAAGAAUUGAAAAAACGCGGCUACAACGCAUGGGAAUACUACAACAAAUUACCAGAAGCGAAACAGUGUAUCGACCAAAUAUCCAACGGAUUCUUCAGUCCCAACAACCCAGACGAGUUCAAACAAAUAACCGAUGUCCUGAUGAAGUGGGACAGGUUCUUCCUGCUAGCUGACUACGAAGACUACAUCAAGGCUCAGGAAAAAGUAAACCAGGCUUACAAGGACCCGGUUAAAUGGGCCGAGAUGUCUAUCAACAAUAUCGCUUCUUCGGGGAAAUUCUCGUCAGAUCGUACUAUUGACGAGUACGCUCGAGAAAUUUGGGGCGUUCAACCCUCGUGGAAAGCACUGCCAGACCCACAUGAGCCACGAGACAUAUAA
Molecule: messenger RNA, 2535 nt
Organism: Cotesia congregata
Lineage: Eukaryota; Metazoa; Arthropoda; Insecta; Hymenoptera; Braconidae
Source: the annotation of a GenBank genome assembly